AGCUGUCACCGCACUGCAAGUCAAAGAACAGAACAAAACGCUUUGAUAUUUGUUUGUUGCACAUUGUGACAUAUUGACUGUUUGAGUAUUUGAUAGGUAGUGUGGCGACGCCUUCUGCACACGAACCAUCUCCCCGCAACGCGUCCCGUCUCGUCACAUCGCGUCUGGCACACGACCUCAGCACCAGCUUUUCCAUCGCAAACCGCCCAAAAUGGACUUUGUACAAGAUUACGCAGCCCUCCUCCCACGGCUCCUUCCCCCAUCCUUCGCGAACCCGCUCCUCCAAAUAAUCACCACAGCCUUUGGCAUCCAGCGCACCCUCGCCGAGCAUCUCACCCCGCUCCUCACAAAAGUCGUCACACAACCCGAUGUCGCCACCGUGCUCGCGCUCCUCGCCAUCUUCUACAUCAGCCUCAUGAUGCUGAACAUGCUCUACCGCGCCGUCAUGUUUUGGGUGCAACUGGCCUUCCGCCUGGUUUUCUGGGGCGCCAUCAUCGGCCUGGGCUUCUGGGUUGCCAAGCGCGGGCCCGAGGGCUUCGUCGAGGAUGUGCAGGGCUUGGUGGAAUACUGCGUCGCCGAGUAUCACAAGUAUAGCACCGAGAUCAAGGAGUUUCAGCAGCAGAAUGAGGGGCAAAUCCGGAAGAAAGCGCGGACACAGCAGACGAAGAAGAUGAGUGGAUGGCUGUAGUUGGGUGGAGAAA
Molecule: messenger RNA, 701 nt
Organism: Pyrenophora tritici-repentis Pt-1C-BFP
Lineage: Eukaryota; Fungi; Ascomycota; Dothideomycetes; Pleosporales; Pleosporaceae
Product: Apq12 domain containing protein
Source: RefSeq, a predicted model, not a curated record